AAAAUUGAUGAAUAAAAAAGUAGUGAUAAAAGAAAUGCUAAUAAGAACCAAUUUAAAUUAAAAAUGAGUGAUAAAUUAUUCUUUAAUUUUGAAAAAAUUUAACUCAUAUUUUGAAAUUAAUAAAUUAAGUUUUAAAAUAUUAUUUAAAAGCAAAUAAGGAAUAAGAACCUACCUAUUACCUAAUUAUAUUUUAUUUGGAUACUAUAUUUGGACUGGCCGGCUUCACACUGGAUACUGGUACCGCUUUUACAUUAGCCUACUCGGAUUGGCUGACCGAACCAACAAGACGUCGAAUAAAUUGCCAAUCACCAAAUACAAAUUCACAACAACAACAACAACAACAACAACACCAUCAACAACAACAACAUCAAAUAUCUACGGUUAUUGCAUCAGCAUCAACAAGUGCUGACAAUGUGAUUACUACAGAAGUUAUAAAUCAUGUUACUGCUGGUGGCCAAAUAACUGGUCUUCACCAACAACAAUUACAUCAACAACAACAGCAACAACAGCAACAAUCAUCACCACAAUAUUUACCGACAACAAUAACAACACGUUAUUUUGAACAUCCUUUACCAUCACCAUCAAGUGGUGCAAUAACAUCAAAUACAACAACAACAACAGCAUCAAUGUUAAAUAUACAACAACAUUUACAAACAAAUCAUAGUCAACAGCAUCAACAACAUCAUCAAGAUGAUGAUCCAUCUGGUACUGUUAACUUAAAUAAUAAUAAUGAUCCGUUAGAUUCAUGUAAUGCUGUUAGUUUAGCAGCAUUAAAUGGUAUUCCACAUCAAAUUCAUCAAGUACAAAAUUCCAAUGGGAGCACAUCAUUCGUUUAUGAAUAUUAUAAAAUUUCAGAUCGAGAUACUGGAUUACAUUGGAGUACCCCUACUACAGGAAAAUUAAAUGGACAAACCACACCUCUUGAUGUAUCUGGCCUAUCGCAAAAUGAAAUACAAGGUUUAUUAUUAGGUUCACACCCAUCUACAUCACCAUCAACAUCAUCACAACAACAAUCGGCUGCAAGUGUAGCUGCAGCAACACAAGCAGCAAUAUCAACAGCCACUACAUCAAUUGCAGCUGUGUCGCCAGCAAUAGUUGCAGCUGCUGUUGCUAAUGGUACUGUUGUUGUUACAGAUCAUUCACAACAACAACAUCAUUCACAGCAUAAUAAUCAACAGCAACAACAUAAUGUGCAAUCAAUUAAUAUUAAACGUGAACCAGAGGAUUUACGUAAAGAUCCCGGAGGAAGAAGUCAAAAGGUGUUAGUUGUACAAUCACCAUCACCAUCAAUACAAAUUAAAGAACCUCCACCAAGUCCCGGUAGUCCACAAAACGAUACAAUGUAUGCUGCCACAGGCGGCACUCAAAUUUACCUUCAAGGUCCACAUCAAACUGGUUCAGGUAAUUCUGGAACAUCUGGUACAAAUUUUCCAAAACAAUCACCAAGUCCUGGUCCCUAUGUUACAACUGAUCAAUAUGGAAUGUAUACAACAAGACUGGCAACAGGACCAAAUUCAACAUUUAUAUCAGAACCAUAUUAUCGUGAAUAUUUUACACCAGAUGGACCAGCUAGUUAUGCACCAACAGCACGUACUAUUUAUGGUGAUAGUAAUGAUGGACCACAACCAGGUACAACAUAUGAAGGACGUUUUACAACGACACAUACAACAAAAAAUGGUACACCAGUGUAUGCAAAAACUGUAACAGCAACUGGUUUAACUGUUGAUUUACCAAGUCCGGAUAGCGGAAUUGGUGCUGAUGCUAUAACACCUAGAGAUCAAAAUAAUAUACAACAGUCAUUUGAUUAUACAGAAUUAUGUCAACCAGGUACAUUAUUAGAUGGUAGUGGUGCAAUACCAGUAUCAGUGAAUAGCAUUCAAAGAACUGUUAAUGUUAAUCAAGGACAAAAUAGCCCAACUACAUCAAUUGGAACAAAUAGUACAGCAACAACGAGAUCGCGGCCAUGGCAUGAUUUUGGUAGACAAAAUGAUGCCGAUAAAAUUCAAAUACCAAAAAUAUUUUCAAAUGUAGGAUUUAGAUAUCAUCUAGAAAGUCCUAUUAGUUCAUCACAACGUCGUGAAGAUGAUCGAAUAACAUAUAUAAAUAAAGGACAAUUUUAUGGUAUUACAUUAGAAUACAUUCCAGAUCCGGAUAAACCGCUUAAAAAUACAACAGUUAAGAGUGUCAUUAUGUUAAUGUUUAGAGAAGAAAAAUCACCAGAAGAUGAAAUUAAAGCUUGGCAAUUUUGGCAUAGUCGGCAGCAUUCUGUUAAACAAAGAAUAUUAGAUGCGGAUACAAAAAAUUCCGUUGGUUUAGUUGGUUGUAUAGAAGAAGUAGCACAUAAUGCUAUUGCAAUUUAUUGGAAUCCAUUGGAAAGUUCAGCUAAGAUUAAUAUUGCCGUUCAAUGCUUAAGUACAGAUUUUAGUAGUCAAAAAGGAGUUAAGGGUCUUCCACUUCAUAUACAAAUUGAUACAUUUGAGGAUCCAAGAGAUGCACAAGUCUUCCAUAGAGGUUAUUGCCAAAUUAAAGUUUUUUGCGAUAAGGGUGCUGAAAGAAAAACACGAGAUGAAGAACGUCGUGCUGCUAAACGUAAAAUGACUGCAACAGGAAGAAAAAAAAUGGAUGAAUUAUAUCAUACGGUUACUGAUCGUUCAGAAUUUUAUGCAAUGCAAGAUCUUAAUAAAGCACCUGUACUAUUUUCACCUGCCGAUGAUAUGGAUAAGAAUUUUUAUGGACAUGAGACUGAUUCACUGUCUGGUGAAGGCUUAAAAGGAACAUCACCAUUUUUAUUACAUGGACAGAAAGCAGCGACACCAACACUAAAAUUUCAUAAUCAUUUUCCGCCAGACGUCCAGAUUGAUAAAAAGGAUCAUAUAUUGGAGCAAGCACUUGUACCCGGAGGUAUGGGUGAAUUUGGACCACCAUUAAAACGUGGUCGAAUGACACCACCGUUAAGUGAACGGGUUAUGUUGUAUGUGAGACAGGAGAAUGAAGAAGUUUAUACGCCAUUACAUGUUGUGCCACCAACCACUAUUGGACUUUUAAAUGCAAUUGAAAAUAAAUACAAAAUCUCAACUACAAGUAUAAAUAACAUUUAUCGAACAAAUAGAAAAGGGAUUACAGCGAAAAUUGAUGAUGAUAUGCUAUCGUACUAUUGUAAUGAAGAUAUAUUUUUAUUAGAAGUUCAACAAAUUGAAGAAGAUCUUUAUGAUAUUACGUUAACAGAGCUUCCAAAUCAUUAAUGUUAAUAUUUUUAAAAUUUUUUUCUACUAUAAAUACAUAAAUAUACAAACCUUAAAAUACUUCUAAUACUUAUAUACAUAAUAAAUAAGAAAAUAAUAAAAAAAUAUAAAAUUUGCCAUGACUUUAAUAAAAAUAAGGAAAAAAGAAAUACAACAAAUUGCACAAAUUAAAUUUACAAGAGAGAAAAAAAAUUUUUUUACAAAAAAAAAAAUAUAUUAAUUGUUAAUUUUAAAUAUUUACUCACAAAUUAUAUAUAUUU
Molecule: messenger RNA, 3502 nt
Organism: Condylostylus longicornis
Lineage: Eukaryota; Metazoa; Arthropoda; Insecta; Diptera; Dolichopodidae
Gene: grh
Product: protein grainyhead
Exons: 16
Coding region: 627-3242 (871 amino acids)
Biological process (GO): regulation of transcription by RNA polymerase II
Cellular component (GO): nucleus
Molecular function (GO): RNA polymerase II cis-regulatory region sequence-specific DNA binding; DNA-binding transcription activator activity, RNA polymerase II-specific
Source: RefSeq, a predicted model, not a curated record